AUGCAGAACAUCGCGGUUCGCAUCGCGAUAGAAAGACGCUGGCUGCAGGUCCUUGCCGCAGCGAACGGGAAGCCCGUCCAGGCAGCUGAGAUCGCGAAAGAGACCACGGACGACGCCCGGUUUGUCAUGCGCAUCUUGCGGUUCAUGGCUGUCAUCGGACUGUGCGAUGAGGAUGAAGGGGCGUAUGUCGCGAACGAGCGGACGAAUUUCCACGCGCUUUCUGGGUCGGUGGCUGCGGUGAAAACCACGUAUGACUUGUUUUUCCCUAUGGCCGGGCGACUGGUAGACUACAUGCGCGGACCGGGGUUAGGUCCAGACGCAGAGAGCUUGUCCAAGUUCACCAUACCGGCGUCAAUCAUGGUUUUUGAGCUUAUGGAGAGCGACCCGCAGUUGAAGAAGACCUUUGAUGAGUAUAUGUUUGUCGAGCAGCAGUGGUUCCGGUUCGCGUGGUUUGAGAUAUACCCACCGGCGCAGGAGCUUGCCAGUCUAGAUUGCGAUCCCACCCACCCUCUAAUUGUUGAUCUCGGCGGUGGUCGUGGACAGAACUUGAUCCGCUUCAAGCAGCAGUAUCCGGAUCAUCCGGGACGGUUGAUCUUGCAGGAUUUGCCGUCCACUGUGGAGGGUAUUCCGGAGCUGCCGGAUGGCAUCGAAGCGAUGGGGCAUGACUUCUUCACACCCCAGCCGGUUCACGUUAGACAUGCUGAUGUGGCUUGCGGUGGGAGGGAUCGAGCGCACGGAGACGCAGUGGAAGCAGCUGCUCCGGAACGCAGGGCUGGAGCUGAUCAAUGUAUGGCGGUCCCCGAAGUUGGGCGACUCUGUUCUGGAAGCCAGGCUGGCAGGCCGUUAAAUCCGAAGACGCAUUGCUCUUAUCGUAUGGUUGUCAGCUGUCUCUCGACGAGCCCACUGUUUCCUAUUCAGAUAACCCGUAAGCAGAGACAAUCCAUCAUGUCUCUCCCAACCGCCAAGCUGGGCAAAAACGGCCCCGAAGUCCCCCGCAUCGGCCUGGGUCUCAUGGGCCUGAGCGCCUUCUACGGCACGAUCAAGCCCGACAGCGAACGCUUCGCAUUCCUCGACGCAGCAUACGAGCUGGGCGAGACCUUCUGGGACAGCUCCGACAUCUACGGCGACAGCGAAGACCUCAUCGGCAAAUGGUUCCAAGCCAACCCCACCAAGCGCGAGCACAUCUUCCUGGCCACCAAAUUCGCCAUCCGCAGGCGCCCGGACGGCACGCGCUUCAUCGACUCGUCCCCGGAGUACGUGCACCAGGCGUGCGCGCAGUCCCUCGCCCGGCUCGGCAUCAGCACCAUCGACCUCUACUACUGCCACCGGCUGGACCAGACGACGCCCAUCGAGAAGACGGUGCAGGCGAUGGCGCAGCUCAAGGCGGAGGGCAAGAUCCGGUAUCUCGGGCUGAGCGAGUGCAGCGCCGAGUCGCUGCGGCGCGCGCACAAAGUGCACCCCAUCGCCGCCGUGCAGAUGGAGUACUCGCCGUUCUCGCUGGAGAUCGAAAGCCCGCAGUACAAGCUGCUGGAGACGGCGCGCGAGCUGGGCGUCGCGGUUGUGGCGUACUCGCCGCUGGGGCGGGGAUUCUUGAGCGGGGAGCUCACCUCGCCGGACCAGUUUGAUGACAAUGAUUUCCGCAAGUUUGCGCCGCGGUUUAGUAGGGAGAAUUUUGGGAAGAACCUGGAGCUGGUGAAGGCUAUUCGGGGGCUUGCGGAGAGGAAGGGGGCCACGCCGUCGCAGUUGACGCUGGCGUGGUUGAUGGCGCAGGGCGUCGAUAUCUUUCCUAUCCCUGGUACGACGCGGGUCGAGAGACUCAAGGAGAACUUGGGGAGUCUGCGGAUUACUUUGUCAGAGGAGGAGGAGCGCGAGUUCCGGCAGGCUUGUUCGGCGGUUGAGGUUGCGGGCGCUCGGUAUCCCGAGGAGAUUGUCUCAAGGCUGUUUGCUGAUACGCCUCCUCUGUGA
Molecule: messenger RNA, 1965 nt
Organism: Aspergillus terreus NIH2624
Lineage: Eukaryota; Fungi; Ascomycota; Eurotiomycetes; Eurotiales; Aspergillaceae
Product: aldo-keto reductase yakc
Exons: 6
Coding region: 1-1965 (654 amino acids)
Cellular component (GO): cytoplasm
Molecular function (GO): methyltransferase activity
Source: RefSeq, a predicted model, not a curated record